GGGCGUCCUACUGCUGCAGCUGCUGCCUGUUGCAUGGAAACACCUGUUCCUGGCCUUUGGACUUGCGUUUCCUGCGUUUCGCGUCACUCGAACGCGGCCGCUGGGCGUCGCAGGGUGGUAUAUGCACGGCUGCGCAACUUUGCCACUUAAUCUACGCGUGCAAGUAGACGGACGCUACCAAAAAUGUGUGAUCGGUUUGGUUUAGUGUUGCAACUGGUAUCUCAGGCUCUUGGCCAGGACGAUCGAAAUGAGUAUGAGAAAGCCUAUGUAAACUAUUUAAAAAGCUUGGAUGCCAUUGCUGCCAGCUUGCUGAAGGAUUACGAGUCUCAUGGCAUCCCAGAGACUCCUGUACCUGUGAACAAUGCCAAAAAAGUAAUUUCUGUUGCAAGGCAAUGCCUAGACAGAGUGGAAAAGAUAAUAGGAACAUCACUUAACCAGUUCUAUGCUGAACAAGAAAGAGGCAAUGAAACCUAUUUGUGUCCAUCGCCCACUGUUGAGUUGGACACCCCAUGCACGCCCGAGGUACUAGGUGGGGAGGGUCUGCCAUCUGUGGCAUUUUUGGCUCCUCGGAUUCUGUCACGACAGUCACAUCAGCAGCCACACACGGAUGCCUCUUCUGAUGCUGCACUGCUCUCCAACCCCAUGUUUACUGUGAGAACAUGUGGUAUACUCGCAAAGACCCAAGCAACAAGGAGAGCGCUGUCACCUAUGGAACAAAUGGAACAAGAGAACACUGCUGUGUGUCAGCGUUACCAUGCACUUAUCCAAAGGACUGUGGACCCCAUGGCUAAACAGAAUCUGCGCCUUGAACUUCAGCGCCGACUAAUGGAUAACCUGAUGGCUGGCAGGAAGAAACAGGCAGAGUACCUGAGAGACCUCCAAAAGCAAGAAAAGAAAAUUGCUGAAAUGGCUGCAAGAAAAUUGCAGGGUUCUGGGGAGUGCAUAACACCAGAAGAGAAGCGACAACAGGAGCUUUUUGCCAGAAUUCUGCAGUACGAAAACAACCGUGAGUGGCCUCCAGCUCUUCAAGACAUGCUGAAAUCGCAUUCAAAGAAUUCAAAAGUCGCAAGGCAUAUUGUGAUGCACAUUCUUGGGGACUCCAAACAUCCACUAAGCCAGUGGCUGGCUAAGGAGCGUGUUGCGUUGCAGCGAGAAAUUGUGAUGGCCCUGGAUAGCAGGGGUCAUCUGGUGGCAGCUCCUAAGGAACCCUCAAGUGGCGGCAUUCAACGAUCCAUAGCCUGUGCCCAUGUGGAAAGUGUUCUUCGAACUGCACUACUACUGCUAGGCUUGACACUUGAGCCACUGAAAGACCCUGCUGCUCAAGAAGUAUGCUACAGUGUGCUAGAGGACCACUUCACCUGGCCACUGUGGCCACACCUUCUGGCCACUGUCAGGUUAGAGAACCUUUCAGGGGAGCAGCGUGUGGCAACCACCAUGAGCCAGCUGGCCUCGGCGUCAGCGGAGGAGAUGCACGUCUCACCUUGCCUGCAUGAGAGUCCCGCCCUAAGUGAGGCAGUGGGCAUGCUGCGCACUGUGCCUCGGCUUGGCCCUACUCACAAACUACGUGUACUGGUUCAUGUCACUCGGCUGGUUUGUACAGAACAUCUUGCAAGCGAAGAUGAACACCAUAGGAAGCUAAUGGGAGCCGAUGACCUCAUUCCUGCAUUAAGUUACAUCUUGGUGCAGUCAAAGGUACCACAGCUGUAUUCCGAAUACCUUGCCCUUGAGCAAAUACUAGAUUCUAGGUACAUGCUUGGAGAAGAAGGGUAUUGCUUAGCAUCAGUCCUGAUGGCCUUCAAGUACCUGGAAUCACUGCCAUGAGCCUGACAACCAAGCUUUUAUUUUAACUUCUGUGAAGCUAGUCUUUUUAACAAAUGACCGCACUUGCAGAUCUUUGUUUAAAGCGAACAUUGCUUAACUGCACGAAAAAAAAAAAAACGGACCACAGAGACAGCAUGGAACAAGGACGGGCACAGUCCCUGAUCCAUGCCGUCUCUGUGGUCCAGUUUUUCGCGCAGUUAAUCUUCACUAAUAUGUACCAACACGCUCAACAAGUUCUUCUAAUCUUAUUUAAAGGCUGAAAACUCAAUAGUUAAAGGUGACACAUCCUAUUUCGUGGAACCUUUCAAACAGUAUGUGAACUUAAGUUUCACUACCAUGCCCAAUUUAUGAACUGGCAAAGUGCUUGUUGAGCCAUGUACGCCCCAGGAAGCACCUAAGCAUUUUUUUUUUUUUUUCAUACUUGACAUCAAGCAUUAUGACUGCUUGAUGAAAGUCCCUAAUAGGCUUGACACACUGCUGGCAAAAGCAAACAGCUCAAUAAUGCUACAGAGUGUUUAGUGUUGGCCACUUGUUCAAAAUAGUUGACUACAUGCUUAAACAGCACUGCCAGUCUGAAAACAGUCAUGUACGUUACUGUUCUCCGCCAGUGGCAUGAUACUGGUAUGUUGCUCAAAUGCACACAAAAUGCGCACAGAAACGGCCAUAUUUGAACUGUUGAUUCUGUAUAGUCAAUAAAGACGUAUUUAAUGAA
This is a messenger RNA of Dermacentor silvarum, 2533 nucleotides long. RefSeq names its product VPS9 domain-containing protein 1-like. Gene Ontology annotation, cellular component: endocytic vesicle; cytosol. Bases 184 to 1821 code for a protein of 545 amino acids. Gene Ontology annotation, biological process: vesicle-mediated transport. The record is from RefSeq and is a predicted model, not a curated record. Gene Ontology annotation, molecular function: small GTPase binding; guanyl-nucleotide exchange factor activity. Lineage: Eukaryota; Metazoa; Arthropoda; Arachnida; Ixodida; Ixodidae. The transcript has 14 exons.